AUGCGGCCGUCAACUCGGUCUGCGAGACUCCUGUGCUGGGGUCAUACCCCUCGCACAAGGUUGUCAGCACAGCAGCGGCGUCAAUUUGCUGCUGUGGCGGAUUCUGUUCCUGCGUACGAUGUCAUAGUCAUCGGCGGCGGUCAUGCGGGCACAGAAGCCAGCGCUGCUGCUGCACGGUCAGGUGCGCGGACAGCACUCAUCACACCUUCCGUUUCGAACCUCGGAGUAUGCUCUUGCAACCCGAGCUUUGGCGGAAUAGGCAAAGGCACGAUGCUGCGCGAAGUCGACGCGCUCGAUGGCGUAGCAGGGCGCAUAAUAGACAAGGCUGGUAUUCAAUUCCGCAUCCUCAACAGAAAGAAAGGCCCUGCUGUAUGGGGUCCACGAGCCCAGAUCGAUCGAGAUCUCUACCAUAGAUAUAUGAAGGAGGAGAUACUGUCCACGCCCGGACUCAGUGUUGUCGAGGGGAAAGUCGCAGAUAUUGUCGUCUCAAAGGAAGACACCAGUGGCAUCUCACAGGGUCGUAUCACAGGCAUCAGAUUGGAAGGAGGACAAGUCAUCCCUACUUCCAAAGUCGUCAUAACGACUGGCACCUUUCUAGGCGGCGAGAUUCACAUUGGUCUCGAAGCAUAUCCUUCCGGCCGCAUGGGUGAAGCGGCCACGUUCGGCCUUAACAAGUCUUUACGCGAUGCUGGAUUUGAGCUGGGCAGACUCAAGACCGGCACGCCGCCACGUCUCGAUGCAGACACGAUCAACUGGAGCAUCUUGGAGGAACAACUCGGAGACUCGCCGCCUGCGCCAUUCUCUAACCUCAACGAAAGGGUGCAGAUACCUACCGAAGACCAAUUGUCAUGCUACAGCGCAUAUACGAAUAAUAGAAGCCACCAGAUCAUCCGGGAGAAUUUGGACAAAUCAAUACACAUCCGGGAGACUGUGCGUGGUCCACGCUACUGUCCCUCGCUUGAGUCUAAAGUUAUCCGCUUUGGACAUAAGGAGAAGCAUAUGAUCUGGCUUGAGCCAGAAGGUCUUGCGCCCAAUAAGGUCAUUUAUCCCAACGGCGUUAGCAUGACUAUCCCAGCGGACGCACAGUAUGCUUUGAUGCGAACGGUAGCAGGCCUCGAGAAUGUGAAAAUGCUCCAGCCCGGAUAUGGCGUUGAAUACGACUACAUCGAUCCCAGAAAUUUGUUGCCCACACUGGAGACGAAGCUCAUCGAUGGAUUAUACCUGGCUGGCCAGAUCAAUGGCACUACUGGCUACGAAGAAGCCGCAUCUCAGGGCAUCAUCGCCGGCAUCAACGCUGGGCGUGCUGCACUGGGCUUGUCACCGUUCACCCUCAGCCGAAGCGAGGCAUUCAUCGGCAUUCUAAUAGAUGACCUCAUCACCAAAGGCGUGUCAGAGCCUUAUCGCAUGUUUACUACGCGAAGCGAGUUCCGUAUGAGCUGUCGGUCCGAUAACGCAGAUUCACGGCUCACGGCGAAGGCAUACGAGGCUGGAGUGGUCAGCCCCACACGUUGGUCGCGGUACCAGAAAGAUGAGGCUGAGAUGGCAGACUUACAGACGCAACUCUCCAACAACAUCAUGUCGAGCCCUCGCUGGAGCGCUGCAGGCUUCAGUGUACGGACUGACGCUAAUAUGCGAUCCGCACUGGACCUCCUGCGUCUUGCAGACAUGACUAUCGACAAGAUGGCCGAAAAGAUGCCAGACCGAUUUGGCCCACUCAUCACCAAUUUCAGUCCAGGUAUACGGCGCAGAGUCGAGAUAGAAAGCCUGUAUGCGCCAUACGUGGUGAUGCAGGCGAAAGCCGCAGCAGCGUUCGAGAGGGAUGAAGCACUGCAGUUGCCUUUAGACGUGGACUAUGACGACGUUUUUGGCCUGAGUAUGGGCGAGAAAGAGGCACUGAAACUAGUUCGUCCACAGAGUAUCGGCAUGGCGCGGAGAAUUGAGGGCGUCACGCCGGCUGGUGCCUUGAGGCUGUUGAAGUACGUCCACGGCACCAACAAGCAAAGACGAGCAGGUGCACUUGUGGAGGAGAUGGAGGACGCUCCUCAACUUGAUGAUCAUGCUAUCCGGCGGCAACGAGCUCACGACGCAAUCGUUGCCACGCCAUGA
Molecule: messenger RNA, 2106 nt
Organism: Cyphellophora attinorum
Lineage: Eukaryota; Fungi; Ascomycota; Eurotiomycetes; Chaetothyriales; Cyphellophoraceae
Product: Mitochondrial translation optimization protein 1
Exons: 2
Coding region: 1-2106 (701 amino acids)
Biological process (GO): tRNA methylation; tRNA wobble uridine modification
Cellular component (GO): cytosol
Molecular function (GO): flavin adenine dinucleotide binding
Source: RefSeq, a predicted model, not a curated record